CUUCCUAUGCAGACAGACACACAACAUGGCGGACUAGAAUAGUCGGCCGACGCGCCCGGAUACAGCGGAUAAACUGCGGAGGUUUCACCAUCCAAGGAGCAGAACAAAGGACUCUCCAUCCCGGACAACACUUUGGGAGGAUUCGCUGUAUUUUUCAGGAGGAGCCAUCUUUAUCUGGAUCUAGGAGGAAAAAAAACUGACUGCGAAGUGUUGGCAGUGUGUCCCAGGUUGCGUUUCCCUCCCACCCCCCAACCCCGCUUACACUCCUCUCUGUUCCCGGGGUGUGGAGACAGGGGCCGGGUUGGAAAACGUGGAGGAGAAGGAGCAGAUAAACUCCCCUUGUCUGCUGGCCAUUUUUUUCCUCCCUAGAAAGGGUUCCCCUCUGGGCGCCGCAGGAGUUGUGGACCAAGUGAUGCGAAUGAGUGACUGAUGCCAACUUCGCUUCUUCAGGGCAGAAUGGGUGUGUGUCCCCUGCUCCUGCUUCUUGCUGUUGCCCUCGGGGCCUCAGCCCAAAACCAAAACACAACUACAGCCGGUCCUUUAAGUGUUACUAAUAACCAGGAUGGGACGACCGUCACACCCUCCAACAACCCAACAGAUACACAUGCAACAACCUCCAAAGCCCCGCCCACAUCUGCAGGUCCCACAACCGUCCCACCAACCCCAACAAAAGUGCAAUCAGAGACCAUCGAAUCAACAACAGCAGCUCCCCAAGAUGCAGCUGGGGGUCAACCUGAUUCCCCGUCACAAGGGCUCUCAUCGACGGCUUCUCCCACUACCCUCUCAUCUACGACCACACAAGAAACUUUCACUUUCACUACGACAACCCUGGCGCAAGACCACACUUCAUCAACCACCACGCAAAGUAGCGCCACAGACGCAGAUGGAGACGAUCCAGAUGAGUCUGAGGAAAUGCAAAUAAUCGCCGUGAUGGUGGCCCUGUCCUCCGUGCUGGUCAUCGUCUUCAUCAUCAUCAUCCUUUACAUGCUCAGAUUCAAGAGGUACAAACAAGCAGGAAGCCAUUCUAACUCCUUCAGAUUGACCAAUGGCAGAUCAGAUGAUACAGAACUCCAGAGUGUGCCGCUAUUGGCUCGGUCUCCCAGCACAAACAGGAAGUACCCACCCAUUCCCGUAGACAAACUCGAGGAAGAAAUGAACCGUCGCAUGGCUGAUGACAACAAGCUCUUCAGGGAGGAGUUUAAUGCCCUACCGGUCUGCCCCAUUCAGGCAUCAUGUGAUGCGGCUUCCAAAGAUGAGAACAAAGAAAAGAACAGAUAUGUCAACAUCCUGCCAUACGAUCACUCCAGGGUUCAUCUCUCGUCUCUGGAAGGAGUCCCAGAUUCUGACUUUAUCAAUGCUUCAUUUAUAAAUGGGUACCAAGAGAAGAAUAAGUUUAUUGCAGCUCAAGGGCCAAAGGAGGAAACAGUGAACGAUUUUUGGAGGAUGAUUUGGGAGCAGAACACAGCCACCAUUGUCAUGGUGACCAAUCUGAAGGAGAGAAAAGAGUGUAAGUGUGCGCAGUACUGGCCGGACCAGGGCUGCUGGACAUACGGGAACAUCCGCGUGUCUGUUGAGGACGCAGUGGUUCUGGUUGACUACACAAUCCGCAAAUUCUGCAUCCAACAGGUGGGGGAUGUUUCUGGAAAGAAGCCUCAGAGGCUCAUAACUCAGUUCCACUUCACCAGCUGGCCAGAUUUCGGGGUUCCCUUCACUCCAAUCGGUAUGCUCAAGUUCCUCAAGAAAGUCAAGAACUGCAACCCAAAUUAUGCAGGCCCUAUUGUUGUUCACUGCAGUGCGGGCGUGGGAAGGACAGGUACGUUUAUAGUGAUUGAUGCCAUGUUGGACAUGAUGAACACAGAGAGGAAGGUGGACGUGUUUGGCUUCGUCACCAGGAUAAGAGCCCAGCGCUGUCAGAUGGUCCAGACCGAUAUGCAGUAUGUUUUCAUCUUCCAAGCAUUGUUAGAGCACUACUUGUAUGGAGACACAGAGCUAGAGGUGACCUCGCUAGAGUGCCACUUAGCUAAACUUGGUGCUAACUCACCUGGAGCUGGCUGCAAUGGGCUUGAAGCUGAAUUUAAGAAACUAACAUCAAUCAAGAUUCAGAACGACAAGAUGAGAACGGGCAACCUGCCUCUGAACAUGAAGAAGAACAGAGUGCUACAGAUCAUUCCAUAUGAGUUUAACAGAGUCAUCAUUCCUGUCAAACGGGGAGAAGAAAACACGGACUAUGUCAACGCCUCCUUCAUUGAUGGCUACCGUCAGAAAGAUGCUUACAUCGCUAGUCAGGGACCCCUGCUGCACACCAUAGAGGAUUUCUGGAGGAUGAUCUGGGAGUGGAGGAGCUGCUCUAUUGUUAUGCUCACCGAACUGGAGGAGAGAGGACAGGAGAAGUGUGCUCAGUAUUGGCCCAGUGAUGGAGUGGUGUCACACGGGGACAUCAUCAUCGAGCUGAAAAGGGAGGAGGAGAAUGAGAGCUACACGGUUCGGGACCUCUUGGUCACCAACAACAGGGAGAACAAGGCUCGACUGGUGCGUCAGUUUCAUUUCCACGGCUGGCCAGAGGUUGGCAUCCCUACAGAUGGUAAAGGCAUGAUCAACAUAAUCGCUGCGGUGCAGAAACAGCAGCAACAGUCUGGCAACCAUCCCAUCACAGUUCACUGCAGUGCCGGUGCUGGCCGGACAGGGACUUUCUGUGCUCUUAGCACAGUUCUGGAGAGAGUGAAGGCAGAGGGCAUCCUGGAUGUCUUCCAAACAGUGAAGAGCCUCAGACUACAGAGACCGCACAUGGUGCAGACACUGGAGCAGUAUGAGUUCUGCUACAAAGUGGUCCAGGAAUAUAUUGAUGCGUUUUCUGACUACGCCAACUUCAAGUAGGGCCUUUCCGAGGAGCGACCAAUGGAUGGACAUCCACAUACACUUAUUACGAGUAUAAGCGUGUAGCAGAACACAUACAAUGUCUUGCAGCAACUGCAUAUUCCCGUUCUGAGGGAGGAUAAAGAGAGACUGAUGAUGCAAUCAGGGGAUGGGAAUAAACUACCCGCUGGAAAAGGGAACAGAUGUCUACGCCUGGAGGACGGGGCGGCGCAGAUGGACACAAAGUUACUGAGAUGCCUUCUUGAAUAUUUUGUAAGGAUGUUAAUAACAAACCAUCCCCCUUUUUUUCUUGCUUUACAUUUUCACCCUCAACAUGUGUAUAUAUAUAUACUUACUGUGUUACAUUUUAUCACUUUGUUUUCAGACACAGUUUUGAGUUUGGCUGCAUUUUCAAGUGGCACCUGUAAUGUAUUUUAUUGGUAUAUACAGAUAUAUAAAAAAAUAUAAAUAUAUAUGAAUACAAACCAAAUGUUUUGGUGGCUAAUGUGCAACAUCAAGCGUCAAGAUAAUGAUGUUUGUUUUUGUUUUGUUUUUAUGAUUAAGGUUUAGCGAAAGAGACUUAAAGUGUUUUUAAACUUGGCCUGAGCCUCUUUGUAGCGACACGUUUCAGGUAGCAGAAGAGUUGACCCUAAACUGUUUUCUACUCCCAGAUAUUUCUAAACAAACUCACAUGAGUAAAAGCCUGUUGCAUCAUCAAUACGUGGCUGAAAACUUUAUUCAAGACAUCCACAACCUCUCUUUGUUUCAGGGGUUCGAAGCUGAUUUGCAGUCCCAGGCCUGAACCUCCGUGGCGUAGCUCAUAAUCUCAGGUUUUCACUCAUUAUCGGCAGAAUUUGAGUGUUUAAGCUCUAGUUUAAUGUGGCAGAACGAAUCCACUGUGUUUUCCUCCCAUCACUGUCUGUAGUCUGCUAUGUGCCAAAGUCCUUCACUCCCGUUUGCUCUAUUAGCCCAAGACUUUCAGAACAAACUAUCCAGCAGUAGAGAUCCAUGGAUCGAAAUCUAGCAGCUGAUCUUCGGUUACUGUGAAGCUUUGACAUGCAGAUUCCGAAUUUAGCCAUUUCUGUUAUUUCUGAACUACUGUGACACAAGAGCAGCGUGAAAAGAGAUUUUUCUCACCUUCUAGCCAUGAGAAGUCAAUAAUUAUAUAGACUAGUUACAGAGUGGCUCUCUGUUUAUGCGAGGGCCAUUACUGUAAAACAGGGUUUGACUAUUUAAAAACAAAGACAAAGGAAUUACAGUUAACAUUUAAACCGUAAGAAUCUCCUGUUAGCCAUUAGCAUCCCGCUACUAAAACAGCCUUCUGUGAUGGCCCUUAAUUUAGAUCUUCUGCUGCGAUGCCUUCCUUUUGACUUUAAUGGGGCUAGAAAUGACUAUUAUCAAUGUAUCUCCCUUCCCUCCUUUACCACUUCUACACCACAGAGUGCGCAUGUUAGCGCUGCUUGCUAGCCUUAGAUAUGGUGCGUUCACCAAUCAGGGAAAGAUCAGAUCAGGCUAAAAUCAGUGUUCCAGUGACCUUGUUCAUUCCUGGAGUCUAACUAAGCAUUUAUUUAAAAAUUGGUGGACUUCAAUAUUAGCGGGUUUUUAUUCCAUAAGAUAAGAUGCUUCUCAAAUGCUUUUAACUUCUCUGUUACAGCAUCAUCACCUCAUUUGAUAAUGAGCCGAACCACAAAUAUAGGCAGAACUUUUUUCUUUUCCAAUUUAAAUUUGCAAAUAGUAAAAAUUCUGUUUAUUUUUUUAUGUUUUUCAAUCUUUUUUUUUAAGCUUAUAUCUUCUUUAAGGGACGACGGCCAUCUUUUUUCCCCCACCAGAAGAGGCUUAACCUGCCAUCUUUGUGAAGAUCCUAAGACUCUAUUGUUUUACUUGGCUGCAGUAAUCUUACAAAAACUAGGGUCACUUUUGAGGCUGUGCCCUUUGCGACUAAUGAAAGAAAAGCGAUUUCGUUCAGCAAAGGUCUGACAUGAACAGAGUUUGAAAAAUCUGAUUGAACAAAUCAGGGUUUCUUUUCCUUUGAAGGAUUUAGUUUUUUUCGCAGCCCGUUUCAUACAUAAACCAAACACAGCCAUUCUUGCGCACAAUCUACAUAACAAUAACCUCUUGUAUUUGAUAACCUUUAUAAAAGGAAUGAGCACAAUCAAAUGAUCUUGCUGCGGUUAGGAAGUGUGCGCUGAAUUCAAAAGAAAAGAUGAUUGCAUAAUUUUGACCGUUUGAGCACUCAUGCAAUAUUUGCACUAAAAGUAAAGCCCUUAAAUCCACCAAAAGGUAAAGCCAGAGAGAAAACAUGGUCUUGUAUUUAGAAGAAGAAGGACGUCUAGGAAUGUUUCAGAAGCUCCUUCAGGUCUCAGCUCCCCUCUUAGAUCCAUUUACAUGGUUCCAUUCCCUGAAACCGUGCAUCCUUGCUUUUAAAGGCAUAAAAAUUGCCAGCACUCAAUGGGAAGUGCCGUGAAUCCCCCCCACCCCUUCAUUAGUGCUGGGGCUGCCAUUAUGUUAAUAGAAAAGGAGGUGUUUAGUGUUUCUGUGUGUGCUUAGGUUACAUGGUAUUUGUUGCGCAGUUUGAUGACACUGCAGUUUGGAAGCCAAACAUGACACUGUGCCAACCCACCAGAGGAUCUAUUAUUUCUAAAUUGAAAUAAAAAGUGCCUCAGCAGUAGGGUUUAUUUUUAAAGCCAGCCGAAUCUCCAGGCUUAACUCUCCCGAGGUGUUGGAAGCAAUGUUAACCUUUUGGGGGUUUUUUUCUUAACUGGCACGCUCGUCCCUCGCCAUCCUCUAUUUAACCGAGAAAUCCUUUGUUGUAUGGAAGAGGAGCCAAAAUUCAAGACUGUGUCGAUCACUCUUCCCUACACAUUCCCUUCAGUUUCUAUCCCUUGUAUGAAUAGACGAAACUAACGUUUAGAUGCUUUUGUGACUAAUUUAAUUUGAAUGUUUUGGCUUUAUUUCCAUAUCAGUGAAAAAUGGGUCCAUUACAGCUAAUCUGUUGUGGAUUUCUUUGAGUAAAUAUGUAUAGUUUUUUUUUUUUCUUUUAAGAAAUGUAGUUCAAUCUCUUAUCACAAUAAAAAGAAUAACUCCCUUUAUUUUCUAAGACAUCCCAUGUGAGCAUUUUUGAUGCCUCAUUGAAAUCAUUAAGAAACAGCCGAUAGCCGGAGUAUAAAAUCCAUCUUGCUGCCACCUUUUUGUGUCCGUUAUCAAACUUAUUCCUUUAACUGUGUCCUUUGGGCGGUUUAAGUGGUCCACUUUCUCACCCCUCUUAUGUACAUAAUGUAAGUUUAUUUAUAUGUCAUGUUGUCUGCUGCCUCACUUAUUUUUCAUUUCUGUCACCACCCCACCCAUACACACUUUCAUCUUUUUUUCCUUUUUUUUUUUUAAAGGUGUUAACUGAACUGUAUCGGGACCAUUUGAAAUGUUAGAUAUUUUGGCCAUUUUUAAUUUGAAAAGAAUGUCUUAAGCAAUUUUUUUUAAGUAUUUGUUUAAGUUGGUUUCUAGUGUUUUUGUUAUUCAUAUAUGUAUAUAAUUAUAUAUAUGAUAAAAUUAUAUAUAAUUAUAUAAUGCUAAAUGGCCUUUAUAAACAAGAUACUGUUCGAACCUAAUAAAGUGCUUGGAAUUUUAA
Cyprinodon variegatus (sheepshead minnow) is the source of this 6475-nucleotide messenger RNA. RefSeq names its product protein tyrosine phosphatase, receptor type A (gene ptpra). Bases 430 to 2874 code for a protein of 814 amino acids. The transcript is spliced from 22 exons. Gene Ontology annotation, molecular function: protein tyrosine phosphatase activity. The record is from RefSeq and is a predicted model, not a curated record. Gene Ontology annotation, biological process: protein dephosphorylation. NCBI's taxonomy places the organism in Eukaryota, Metazoa, Chordata, Actinopteri, Cyprinodontiformes, Cyprinodontidae.